UCGACCAUCGUCAUCCGGCCGAGCAAUGAGCCUCUCUAUUAUCCGCUAUAAUUUCGCAAAGGAAAUAAGAGGGGGCCACAUUCGCUUUAAUGUAGAGCCGCGUUGUUCGCCUGGCCUCCAAUAACUAGCGAUACGAUUCCUGUUUUUCUAAACGUAGUAAAUAUACCUGUAUACUAAACGCAACGAACAACGGGGCCUAAAUUUUCGGGAGUGGGGUUUUUCAGUUGGCGACGACGCGCUUUCCAGAACACGUGGUGCUCAGUCGGAAGUGCUUCGAUAUGAAAGUAACAACGGACGUAUUUAAAAAGUGUUUUUAAAAAUAAACUUCUUUUGUUAGUUAAAAAGUUUUUUAAAGAAUUAAAAUGGGUAAAGCUUUGAGUCAAAAUUCACUUGCCGGCUCCAGUCAAGGAAUUAAAAUGAAAAAGGAGUUAGGAUUAAUUGAUGGUGUUGCUAUUAUUGUUGGAAUAAUAAUCGGAGCGGGAAUUUUUGUCUCUCCAAAAGGAGUAUUAAGAUAUUCAGGAUCUAUUGGACAAGCUAUUAUAGUUUGGAUACUCUCAGGGUUAUUAUCAAUGAUUGGAGCUUUAUGUUAUGCCGAAUUAGGUACAAUGAUACCAAAAUCCGGAGGUGAUUACGCUUACAUAAGCGAAGCGUUCGGUCCACUUCCAGCUUUUCUUUACCUUUGGGUGGCACUUUUCAUUCUGGUACCAACUGGAAAUGCAAUAACAGCAAUAACUUUCGCCCAGUAUAUUCUUCAACCAUUAUGGCCAGCGUGUGAUCCCCCUUACGAAGCUGUACGAUUAAUCGCUGCGGUUACAACGUGUUUUUUAACCGUAAUCAAUUGUUACAAUGUUAAAUGGGUUACCAGGGUUCAAGAUGUGUUCACAGCGACGAAAAUCUUCGCGUUAUUAUUGAUUGUAGCUGCGGGGAUAUAUUAUUUAUCAACGGGACAUACACAACAUUUACAAAACCCUAUGGAAGGAACUCAAACCGAGCCUGGUUACAUCGCGUUAGCGUUUUAUUCCGGGUUAUUUUCUUAUUCUGGAUGGAAUUAUUUAAAUUACGUUACCGAAGAAUUAAAAGAUCCAUAUAGAAAUCUUCCUCGCGCAAUUUGCAUUUCGAUGCCGUUAGUAACGAUAAUUUACGUUAUAACAAACGUUGCGUAUUUCGUUGUAUUGAGUCGUGCCGAAAUUUUGGAAUCGCAAGCGGUUGCAGUUACAUUUGGUGAUAAAAUGUUGGGCACAUUCUCGUUUUUAAUGCCGUUCUUUGUUGCUUGUUCUACUUUUGGAUCCUUAAACGGAGCUAUUUUUGCUUCAUCUCGAUUAUUUUUUGUUGGGGCGCGUCAAGGACAUCUUCCGCAAGCCAUCGCAUUAAUUGAUAUUAAAAGACUCACCCCGGUACCUUCAUUAAUCUUUAUGUGUAUAAUAACGUUAGCUUUGGUUGUAAUUGAAGAUGUUUACGUAUUAAUAAAUUACGUAUCAUUUGUGGAAGCUUUAUUUAUAAUGAUCAGCGUAACGGGUCUUUUAUGGAUGAGGCGUUCGAGGCCGAACGCUGAAAGGCCUAUAAAAGUAAAUAUUGCGCUUCCAGUGAUAUUUUUUAUAAUAUGCGCAUUUUUGGUGACUUUUCCGUGUUAUGUUUCGCUUCUCGAAGUUGGAAUAGCCUCCGUUUUUGUUCUUUGUGGUAUUCCGGUGUUUUACGUCACAAUUGGUUGGAAAUCAAAACCAAUUUGGCUACAAAGGUGCUUUGAUAAUUUCAAUAAAAGCUGUGCUAAGCUCUUUGUUUGUGUACCAGAAGAAACCAUUGACUGAGACAAUUCUUAUAAAUAGAAUAAUAAAUAAAAAGACAAUAAAUUAAUUGGGAUUCAAUCAUUCCAUUGCAAAAGAAAGGGAAAAAGUAUUUUUAACCAUCACAAGGUGUUUUUAAAAAAUUGUUUCUUGUGAUAAUUUUUAUUUAAGCAAACUUGUACAAUUGACCACAUAGUUUUCAUUUUUAAUCUUUAAAGACUAAUGAAUUUAUAAUGACCCUCUAAUGUCUGGGGUGAUUGUUAUUUAUUAUUUGUGAAUGUAUUCUUUUCUUUUGUCUUAUUUUGUGUUAAGCAAUAAACGGAUAACGAGAGA
Molecule: messenger RNA, 2114 nt
Organism: Onthophagus taurus
Lineage: Eukaryota; Metazoa; Arthropoda; Insecta; Coleoptera; Scarabaeidae
Gene: mnd
Product: L-type amino acid transporter minidiscs
Biological process (GO): amino acid transmembrane transport
Cellular component (GO): membrane
Molecular function (GO): L-amino acid transmembrane transporter activity
Source: RefSeq, a predicted model, not a curated record